Molecule: messenger RNA, 1278 nt
Organism: Adineta steineri
Lineage: Eukaryota; Metazoa; Rotifera; Eurotatoria; Adinetida; Adinetidae
Source: the annotation of a GenBank genome assembly
AUGAUCGACGCACGUGAAGAGUCCAUCUCAGAAGGAAACGGAGCAACUGCUGCAAGUAUCGGAAUUAUGGAAUGCGAAGAAGUCGAAACGAUUCUGGAAAAUAUUACAUUGAAACAUAGCACUGAGGAAUUGAACGACGCACGUAAGGAACAUUUCGUUUAUGAAGAUCAUUUCAAUCCCACUCUAUGUGAAUAUAUGGAAAAUAGUGCAUCUUUUGCAAAACUGAAAACAAUAUGCCGGAAAUAUGAAGCAGAGUCAAAAAUAAAUGUCGAUAAUGUAAUGAAGGAGCAUACGGAUCGUGCUGAUAGAACAUACAAAUUUUUUCUUGAAAAGGGUUUACCAGAAGACGAAGCUCGCGCCUCAGCAUUCGCUAUCGCAUUUUAUACUGGCUCGAGAAGCGAAGCAUGCAGUCGAGGUGCCAGUCUUGUUGCUCGUCGUGCCAAUGGCGUAGCUGUCGAGCAGAGAACCGUAGAUGAAAUGAAAGAAGCAUCGAUUAUUUUGUAUUAUUUAGUUAAAGGUCUUUCGAAUAUCCCUUAUUACUGGGGCUAUGUUACGCGGGCUUGUAAUCUCAAAGAUCAUGAACUGGCACUUUACACACCCGGUGCUUUAAUUACAUGGCUUCAGUUUAGUAGUUCAAAACGAGGCAAAGAUGUUGCAACCGGUGGUUUUGAAAACCGCAAUACUCAAUUCAAAAUCUAUUCCCUCACAGGUCGUCGUAUUAAAUUCUUUUCCAACUAUGAUCAUGAAGAUGAAGUAUUAUUCUUACCUCAUUCAACAUUUCUUGUCUUCAAACAUGUGACUAGUCAUCAUGGAAUGCAACACACGAUCUAUAUGCGACAAGUUGAAUUGGGUCUAUCAAAAUGGUCAGUGCUUUGGGUUGACGAUCGUAUAUUCGUUGAAAAUUGGGAGAAUAAGGCUCAUAUGGAAUAUGCAGCUGCAAAGGCACUGAAUAUGAAUGUACACUUUAUUCCAAAAUCAACUACUGAAUAUGCGAUUUCAUUCCUAAAAUCACCAUUUGGACAGCGGCUGAAAAACAAAAAUACAUUUCGUAUUGUUACCGAUAUGAAUCGUGAAAAUGAACGACCUGUACAUAAUGCAGGAGCACGUCUCAUCAAAAAAUUACGACAACUUGGGUUUCAGAAUCAAUGCCUAGUAUUUACCAGUAACAAGCAGAAAGGAGACGAAAUUAUGAAACAGGAAAUGACCGCCCAGGAGUUACAGAAUACCAUCGUGACAGUCAGUGCCGACGAUCUAAGACGUUUCGUCAAUUUUCAGUAA